Messenger RNA from Knipowitschia caucasica, 885 nucleotides. The record is from the annotation of a GenBank genome assembly. NCBI's taxonomy places the organism in Eukaryota, Metazoa, Chordata, Actinopteri, Gobiiformes, Gobiidae.
AUGGCCGCGUACACGUUACCGGAGGGGUUCGCGGAGUUUGACAUGUUUUUGUUCGGUACCGCGCUGCUGGUGGGAGGAGUGGUGGGCUUCAUCCUCAACACCAUCUCGGUCUUGUCCUUCGUGUCGGUGAAGCAGAUGUGGACGCCCAGUAACUUCUUUGUGUUUAACUUGGCUCUGGCUGAUCUUAGUCUGAACAUCAAUGGCCUCACAGCGGCCUACGCCUCCUACAUCAGGUACUGGCCGUUCGGAGCAGAAGGAUGCAGGAUGCACGGGUUCCAGGGGAUGAUCUCAGUCCUCGCCUCCAUCAGCUUCAUGGCGGCCAUCGCCUGGGACCGCUACCACGUCUACUGCACACGGCAGAAGCUGUUCUGGAGCACCACGGUGACCAUGUGUGCUCUGGUGUGGAUCCUGUCGGUGGCCUGGGCCGCGGUGCCUCUGUUUGGAUGGGGAGUGUACGACUUUGAACCAAUGAAGACCUGCUGUACCCUGGACUACAGCAAGGGGGACCGAGACUACAUCACGUACAUGCUGAGUCUGGUGGUGCUGUACCUGGCCUUCCCCUCAGUCACCAUGCUCUCCUGCUACGACUCCAUCUUCAAGUACUUCAAGAAGAUCCACAACCAGAAGUUCAACACGUCGCUGCCUCUGCAGACCAUGCUGCUCUGCUGGGGGCCGUACGUCCUCAUGUGUGUCAUCGCCUGCUUCACCGAUGUCACCGUCAUCUCACCCAAGAUGCGCAUGGCUCUCCCGGUCAUCGCCAAAACCAACCCCAUCUUCAACGCUCUGCUCUACUCUUUCAACAACGAGUUUUACCGUCCGGGAGUUUGGAACUUCCUGACGGGACAGAAGAUCACGGAGCCACUGGAGCCCAAGAAAGGCAAAUGA